Molecule: messenger RNA, 1773 nt
Organism: Aureobasidium namibiae CBS 147.97
Lineage: Eukaryota; Fungi; Ascomycota; Dothideomycetes; Dothideales; Saccotheciaceae
Product: glycoside hydrolase
Exons: 1
Coding region: 1-1773 (590 amino acids)
Biological process (GO): oligosaccharide catabolic process
Molecular function (GO): alpha-amylase activity
Source: RefSeq, a predicted model, not a curated record
AUGGCGCUUUCCUCGCACCCGUCCGGCACUGACCAGGUGCAACGCGCUUGGUGGAAAGAGGCCAGCGUUUACCAGAUCUACCCAUCUUCUUUCAAAGAUUCGAACGGAGAUGGUUUCGGUGAUCUAGGCGGCAUCAUCGAGAAGCUCGACUACAUCAAAGCUUUGGGGGUGGAUGUCGUUUGGUGUUGUCCUAUCUACAAAAGCCCUCAAGUCGACAUGGGCUACGACAUCUCGGAUUACAAGGACAUCGAUGCAAGAUACGGAACAAUGGAGGAUGUCGACCGCUUGAUCGAUGGGUUGCAUCAGAGAGGACUCAAGUUCUUGAUGGAUUUGGUCGUCAACCACACUUCCGAUCAACACGCAUGGUUCCAACAAUCUCGGUCAUCCAAGCAAAACGCAUAUCGCGAUUGGUACAUCUGGCGUCACCCCAAGCAUGACAGUAAAGGCAACCGCCAACCGCCAAACAACUGGAGCUCAUACUUUGGCGGUAGUGCUUGGGAGUACGAUGAACCGUCAGACCAAUACUACCUGCACCUCUUCGACAAGACACAACCGGAUCUCAACUGGGAGUGUGACGAGAUGCGUUCUGCCGUCUACGAGACCGUUCGUUGGUGGCUCGAUAAGGGCGUCGAUGGCUUUCGUCUCGAUGUGAUCAACCUGAUCAGCAAGGACCAAUCUUUCCCUGAUGCUACGAUAUCCGACCCUAACCAGACAUUCCACCACGGCUGUGAACACUACGCAAACGGACCUCGCAUUCACGAGUACCUACAAGAGCUGGGCGGCAUACUUGACCAAUACAACGCGUUCUCUGUCGGUGAGAUGCCAUGGAUCAGCGAUCCAGAGGAGAUUCUCAAGUGCGUUGGCUACGACAGAAAAGAGCUGAACAUGAUCUUCAACUUUGAUGUGGUCGAUAUGGAUCACGGCCCUGGCGGCAAGUUCAGCCCGAAAGACUGGCAGAUGACAGAGCUCAAGGACAUAGUCUCAAAGUGGCAGAGCUUCAUGUACGGCAAUGGCGGUUGGAACGCUCUCUACCUCGAGAACCACGAUCAACCCAGAACAGUCUCUCGAUGGGCAUCCGACAACCCUGAGCACCGUACACUAGCAGCCAAGAUGUUUGCCACGUUCCUAGGACUACAAAGUGGGACCGUCUUCCUAUACCAAGGUCAAGAGCUCGGCAUGUCUAAUAUUCCUGAGCACUGGAACAUGGAUGAGUUUAGGGACUUGGAAACCCUAAACCACUGGAACGAGCUCUGCGAGGUCCGUCCACACGACAAAGAUUUGCAGUCCAUCACGAAACAACAAUAUCAUAUCAAAUCAAGAGACAAUGCACGCACGCCCAUGCAGUGGACAGCGGAUCGGCAUGCGGGCUUCACCACAGGCGAGCCUUGGUUCCGCGUCAACGACACAUACGAUGCUUGCAAUGCUGAGGCGCAAGUCGGUGUGCAGGGAAGUUCCUUCGAGUACUGGAGAAGCAUACUGGGCCUUCGCAAACAGAUGCUGGACGUCUUUGUGUAUGGCGACUUCCAGAUGGUUGAUACAGAGCAUGAGGAUGUCUUUGCAUACGAACGUUCUUUCAAAAAGCAAAGCGUAUUGGUGGUUUGCAAUUUCCGUCAGCAUGAGGUAGACUGGAUGUUGCCGGCUGGCUUCAACAUGAAGGAUGUACUGAUUUCCAACUAUACUGGUGUGGACGCACAGGAUGGUCUACUGAAGCUGAGGCCUUUCGAAGCCUUUGCUAUUGCUCAAGGCAAAGUUGCUUCCUUGCCUCGUCUUUGA